Messenger RNA from Ailuropoda melanoleuca (giant panda), 1242 nucleotides. Its product is annotated as sarcoplasmic/endoplasmic reticulum calcium ATPase 1-like. Gene Ontology annotation, cellular component: membrane. Gene Ontology annotation, molecular function: ATP hydrolysis activity; transporter activity; ATP binding. The record is from RefSeq and is a predicted model, not a curated record. The annotation marks the transcript as partial. NCBI's taxonomy places the organism in Eukaryota, Metazoa, Chordata, Mammalia, Carnivora, Ursidae. The transcript has a single exon.
UACGCCCCCGAGGGAGAGGUUCUGAAGAAUGAUAAACAAGUGAACAGCGGUCAGUAUGAUGGCUUAGUUGAAUUGGCCACCAUUUGUGCUUUGUGCAACGAUUCCUCCCUGGAUUUCAAUGAGGGUAAGGGCGUUUACGAGAAGGUUGGAGAAGCCACAGAGACUGCCCUAACCACCCUGGUGGAGAAGAUGAACGUGUUCAACACUGACGUCCGCAGCCUAUCCAAAGUAGAGCGUGCCAACGCCUGUAACUCGGUGAUCAAACAGCUCAUGAAGAAAGAGUUCACCCUGGAAUUCUCCCGUGACAGGAAAUCCAUGUCUGUCUACUGCACACCUGCCAAGGCCUCCAGAGCUGCUGUCGGAAACAAGAUGUUUAUCAAGGGUGCACCCGAGGGUGUCAUUGACCGUUGUAACUACGUCCGCGUUGGAACCACCCGUGUUCCCUUGACCUCUGCCGUCAAGGACAAAAUCAUGACCGUCAUCAAGGAGUGGGGCACAGGCAGAGACACCUUGAGAUGCCUGGCCUUGGCCACCCGCGACACCCCUCCCAAGAGAGAGGAAAUGGUCCUGGAAGACUCCACCAAGUUUAUCAACUAUGAGACUGAUUUGACCUUCGUUGGUGUUGUGGGCAUGUUGGACCCUCCCCGUAAGGAAGUCACAGGCUCCAUCCAGCUCUGCAGAGAUGCCGGCAUCCGUGUCAUCAUGAUCACUGGAGACAACAAGGGCACUGCCAUUGCCAUCUGCAGGCGUAUUGGCAUCUUUUCAGAAGACGAGGAAGUGUCCAACCGAGCUUACACCGGUCGGGAGUUUGAUGACCUGCCACCAGCUGAGCAGCGCGAAGCCUGCAAACGUGCCUCCUGCUUUGCCCGUGUGGAACCCGCCCACAAGUCUAAGAUUGUGGAGUUCUUGCAAUCCUACGAUGAAAUUACAGCUAUGACUGGUGAUGGUGUGAAUGAUGCUCCAGCCUUGAAGAAGGCCGAGAUUGGUAUUGCCAUGGGCUCCGGAACUGCUGUCGCCAAAUCCGCCUCCGAGAUGGUGCUGGCUGACGAUAACUUCUCCUCCAUUGUGUCUGCUGUAGAGGAGGGUCGCGCUAUCUACAACAACAUGAAGCAGUUCAUCCGUUACCUGAUCUCCUCCAACGUCGGUGAGGUCGUCUGUAUCUUCUUGACUGCUGCCCUGGGUCUGCCAGAAGCCCUCAUCCCCGUCCAGCUGCUUUGGGUCAACCUGGUGACUGAUGGUCUG